Messenger RNA from Anoplopoma fimbria (sablefish), 1564 nucleotides. RefSeq names its product keratin, type I cytoskeletal 18-like. Bases 61 to 1545 code for a protein of 494 amino acids. The transcript has 9 exons. Gene Ontology annotation, molecular function: structural molecule activity. NCBI's taxonomy places the organism in Eukaryota, Metazoa, Chordata, Actinopteri, Perciformes, Anoplopomatidae. The record is from RefSeq and is a predicted model, not a curated record.
GGACUAGAAAGUUGAGGAGGAAAAAAGACGGGUCUCUCUGUCCUUCUGCUCCCUGCAAUCAUGUCUUCAAACACGGCUGCCAGCAUGUUCGGUGGAGCCGGAGGAAGAGGCUCCAGGGUGUCUGUGGCCAGCCUGGCUGGGCUGCGUAAUAUGCUGCGUAACGAGCCGGACAGGGACUCUGCUCCUGGAGCUCAAGCAACACCUGCCGAGGGAGACAAGCAGACACUGCGGGGAUUGAACGACCGGCUGUCAGGCUACCUGGGCAGGGCGAGGCAGCUGGAGAAGGAAAACGACGACCUGGAGAAAGAGAUUGAUGGUGUUUUGGCCCAGAGGAAAACACCUGAGGGGCGCGACUGGGAUGAGGUUGAGAAACCCCUGGAUGAUCUCAAGAAGCAGAUCAAAGACAUCACCAUGGACAACGCCAAGCUGCUGCUCCAGAUUGAAAACACCAAACUGGCCAAUGAAGACUUCAAGAAAAAGCUGGACGAUGAGAAAAGAAAUGAGAAAGAAUUAGAGAAAGAACUGGAUGAUCUGAAGAAAACCAUUGAGGAAACCCAGCUGACCCACGUGCAGACAAAGAAAGAGAUCGAUCUGGUGAAGGAAGAGGUCACUCGUCUCGAGCAGGAACACAAAGAGGAGGUGGAUGUCCUGCGUGAGAAGAUCAAGGACUCUGAGGUGAAGGUGGAGAUUGAGUCUCAAAACUCCGACCUGGCUGAGAUUGUCAACAAGAUCCGCUUUCAGUACGAUAAGCUAGCCAAGAAGAACCUGAAGGACACAGAUGACUGGUACCAGAGCAAGUUUGAAAACAUCGAGGUGGUGGAGGCCCAAAAUGACAAGGAUUUGAACUCUGGAAAGUCAGAGCUCAAGGAACUGCUGAAACAGCGGAAAACUCUGGAAAUUAGGAUCCAGGGUUUUCACAGCAAGAUCCACAAUUUGGAGGAGGCUCUGAGUAGAUCCAAAAUGGAGUACAAUCAGAGCCUGGGCCCCGUCAACCAGAGGAUACUGGACCUGGAGGCGGAGCUGAAGGAGGUGAGGGCACAGGUGGAGCGCCACGUGGAAAACAACAAGAACCUGCUGUGUGUGAAGAUGAAGCUGGAGGCGGAAAUGGAUAACUACCAGCGGCUGCUGCAAGGCAUAACUGCCGACCCCGAAAGCUUGGAGUUUUCUUUAGAAGCUGCGUUGACCAGCGAUCAGCAAAAGCCUGACGAAAUGGCGCCCAAGCAGCAGGAAGAAGUGAGAGAAGAAGCCCCUGUGAGGCAAGAAUCCCCCUCUGACAAAUCCACUCCCCCUAAAACCCCUGAAGUGGAGGAAGGAGACCUCAUGAAGAACAUGAAGGCUGAGGUCAACAACGCAGCAACUCCAGCUGCACCAAGCAAAAAGAAAAAACCCAAGACCAAAAAUAAGAAAGGCUCAUCCUCUUCCUCCUCCUCAUCUUCUUCUUCCUCCUCCUCAUCUUCUUCUUCCUCCUCCUCAUCUUCUUCCUCCUCCUCCUCCUCCGAUGAAGAUGAAAAGCCCAAGAAAGAGAAUGAAGAGGCCAAAGCCUGAUCUUAAAAGCUUUUCUGUC